Durio zibethinus is the source of this 2603-nucleotide messenger RNA. RefSeq lists its product as uncharacterized. NCBI's taxonomy places the organism in Eukaryota, Viridiplantae, Streptophyta, Magnoliopsida, Malvales, Malvaceae. The record is from RefSeq and is a predicted model, not a curated record.
UUUGGUGCUGUAGUUGCCACAAUUGCAAAAAGAUACCUCAUUAAGCAUGGUUAAAGUGAAGAGGCUGUCUCUAGUGUAUUCCCCUACUCAACUGAGCACAUCCCAGUGUGAAAAAAAACAGUCAUUGAUUUUAAUGGUGUUAUUGCUUCUUUUUUUUUUUUUUCAUCUGCUCUUACUCUCUUUAUGGGUUUCACAUUUUGUGUUUUAGAUUUGUCUUUUCCAGUGCUAGAAUUCAUUUUUGAUGAUCUUUUAAUCUUCUCUGGUUGGAAGAAAAUUUAGGCUGUGGUUCUUAGAUGCAAGAAAUUUUGGUUUUUGGUUUUUGAUUUUUUUUCUUUUCUUUUUUUUUUGUUUAAUAUCCUUUUUUUAGGUAUCUUUAUUUGGUUCAGCUAUAUGAUGUCUACCUUUUUGAUGUUGCAAUGAAAUGGUAGAGUUGUUGCUUUUAUUUUCUUUUUGUUUGAUUAAGAGGUGACAGUGAGAUUGAUUAACUGAAAAGGUAUGUUUUUUGUGUUUUCUAUUUUUCCCUUUUUACUUUUGUUUAAACUUUAAAAUUUGGUUGUUUUAUGAUUGGUUUUCAACUGGUUUCUUAUUAAACUGAUUUUGCAUAUAGAUGGUUGAAUUUUGUGAAUUCAUAUGAUAGUAGAGUUAUUUGGUUUCUAAAUUUAAAAUUGGUGGCCUUUUUUAAUGGAAUAAUUAGAAAUGGACACAUGGGUUUUUCAAAAUUUUUUCUUUUUUCUUUUGAAUGUAGAAUGAAUCAAGGGUUCUUUUGUAGCAUUUGAAUACUAUAUUUGGUCUGUCACUUAACAUUAUGUUGUAUCUUAUGUUCUUAUGUUCUAGGAAGUGGGAAUAAUUUGUUGAUGUCUUGUUUGUGGAUUUUUCUAAAUGUAGUCAAAAAAAUUUCUACCAUUUACAAUGGUUACAAAAAUUAAAUUGUUUUUGAGGGAUGCUAUGGUAUGUAUGUGGUUCCUUGAGGUUUGUAAUAGCAAUAAUUGCUGUUUUGCAGGAUACCAAUUCCAGCUAGGAAGUGAAAACGAUUUGUUUAUGUAUGUUUACAAUGCUGUUUUGCAUGUAUGUGGUUUUCAAACUUCGACACUACUAGGAAGUGAAAACGAUUUGUUGGAUUUUGGGUGCUAUGGUGUGUAUGUGGUUAUCUAGAUUUUUGUUUAUAUAUGUAUUCUACUGCCAUGCAAAAGGAAUGAGAGAUCCCUUUGUCUAUGUAUGUAGCUAUUGCCAUUCACAAAGCUCUUGAAGGAAUUGAAACACAAUUGGCAAAAAUUGUGUCGCUUUCCAUCAUCAAAUCGAAUAUAGCAAAUUACCUUUUUGUAUUACUUGUCAUACAUUGUUAAGUUUGUAAAUGUCUACUAUAGCUAGAUAUGUUUAAGUCAUAAAGUUGCACUUUAAUACUCAGUUCUUGAAGGGAUUUGUAAUGAUGUAUUUUUUUAAUUGUCUCAUUUUCUAUAUUAGCACUCUUUAAAACUCAAGUUAUUAUAAUUUUAUAUUAAUUAUCAUUAUGUUUAGAUUAUAAAUUUUAAUUCUUUGACAACUCCCGCAGUCUAACGCAGGUUUUUACACUAGUUUUAUGCUAAGAUCUUCACUUUAUCUUUUCCUUUUUUUUUUUUAAUUUCUAAAUUGAUAUGUAAACAAACAAAUAUGCUUUAAUUUCGCAAAAUGUAUCUCAAUCAGGGACAAACCCCCACGUCGAGGAAUUUUGAAUCAAGUGGAGUUUUAGAAGUUGGAUUUUGGAGGUUUUUGCAGGUUUCGGCUCUACUGAUUAGAAAUUAAAACUCCAAACUCCAGAGAAAAAAGAAGUCCACGGAAUCUACUGUCAGUGCCUUUCACGCGCUAAUGAUAUGGGCAGCGCGUGAAACUCACCAACCGAGGUCCCUACAAGGAGCCUAACCAUAAACUAAAGGAAUAAAGCUCGAAGCUGAUGAUACUCAAAGAAACAAAGGAACAGGACUGAAAGAGAAAGAGAAAGAGAUGGAGAUACAGCACUCAUGGAGACUAUAUUAUCUUUCAAGAGUGCGACCAUAGCUUUGAAUAUAUUCAAUGUCUUAGCUGCUCUCUUCUUACUUCAAUGGAUUCUUUCUUCUGCUUCUUCUCGUACCAAACUCUCCUCAAACCAACCCAAUUCAGUUGACUUCAAUUAUAUUAAGGAAUCUGAAGAGAUACGCCUUGCUAUGCAACCUUUGGAACUGAUAAAAAGAGUGAAGGAGAUUCAGCAAGAGGCAUAUGCAGAACCAGAAACGAUCCAACCAAAUGACGCAAAACAGACUGCUGCAGUUGAUCUUUCUAAAAGAUUAAAGGAUUUCCGUUCUAUAAAUGAUGCUGCCAGCUUGAAAGCUCUAGAAGAAUGGCGAAAAAGGAAGAUGGAGCGAGCUAGACAGAGGGAGCUGGAGAAAAAUGGAACAGUCACCUCUCAAGCUUAACCCCCAUUCAUGUGUAAAAUUUGGGGUUGGAUUCAUCAAUUAUAGGCAAAUUGAUAUAGUUAUAAGAGAACUACUCCUAUACAAGUAGAUAUAUUCAACUGUUUUAUGAAACACCAUUGAACUAAUCAAGACUGUGACUAGUGCUUCAGGAGAUGGUGAUAGUGCGUCUGGUUCUCA